CGAAAAAGCAAAAAAAAAAAACAGAGAAAGAGAAAUUAAUAACUAAUUAAAUAAAUUAAAAAUUAAAAACAGAGAGCGAAUAGCCAAGACGACAAGUGUUGAAUAAAGCCAUUUUUCUGUUCUUGUGUAUAGAUCUGAGAUUGUGAGAUACCGAUUUUAGGCUGUUUACCUUCAGCCAAACAAGUGAGAACAAGAACACCGCCAUAGUAGUGGAGCAGAAGCGUCCAGGAACAUGACUGAAAUGAAUUGAAGCAUAUGAGCUUAUUUUUCUGAUCUUAUCAAUCAAGAAGAGUUCAAGACACACUAGGCUCUAGCCAAUAUGAAAGUGGGAACCAACUCUUUCUUGCGGGGAAGACCACUUUCUCUCAUUUUGGCUAGCCUACUUGCUACAACUUUAUUACUUUGGUUAUGUGAAAAGAAUCCUUUCAGCACUACUUUAUCAGUGACCCAAGAGCUAUUUGCGAACCCCACUGUAGGGUUUGUUGAAGUAAGCCCUAACAGUUCCUUGAGUGUUACAAAGGCAAAUGAAAAUGUUGAAGAAAAGGAUAUUCAGAUUUCUAUAAUAGAAGAAAUGAAUGGCAACGAAGAAAUAUCAGUUGCUGGACCGGUCGGUUCUCCACCUGAAAUUUUGUCCGAAAUGCAGAAAAGCAAAAGGGGUAAUGGGGAAGAAGACAAGUCAAGUGCUGGAUUAGUUGGUUCUCCACCUGAAUUUAUCUCUGAAAUGCAAAAAAGCGAAGGAGAUGUGCCAUCUUUUUCAACAAAUAAAGUUUGCAACUUUGCCAAAGGUAGAUGGGUGGCAGAUAGUGAGCGGCCAUUAUAUUCUGGGUUUGAUUGUAAGCAGUGGCUAUCAGAAAUGUGGGCAUGUAGAUUGACUCAACGAAUUGAUUUCUCUUAUGAGAGAUAUCGAUGGCAACCGGAAAAUUGUGAAACAAUGAAAUUUGAGAGGUCUUCAUUCUUGAGAAGAAUGCAGGACAAAACAAUUGCUUUCAUUGGAGAUUCAUUGGGCCGACAGCAGUUCCAGUCUUUGAUGUGCAUGGUCAGUGGUGGGUUAUAUAGCCCGGAAGUUGAAAAUGUAGGAAAGCUGUAUGGUCUUGUAAAAGCCCGUGGAGCCAUUCGUCCUGAUGGUUGGGCUUAUCGAUUUCCAAAAACCAAUACGACCAUUCUCUAUUACUGGUCAGCAAGCCUGUCUGAUCUAGUUCCACUUAAUGCCUCAGACCGAGCCUCUGAUGUUGCCAUGCAUCUAGACCGUCCACCGGCUUUCUUGAGAAAGUACCUCCAUCGUUUUCAUGUAUUAAUUCUGAAUACCGGACAUCAUUGGAACAGGGGGAAGCUGAAUGGAAACCGGUGGGUGAUGUAUGUUGACGGAAAGCCUAAUGAAGACAGAAAACGUGCAGAAAUUGGGAAUGCCAAGAAUUUCACAGUUCAUAGUAUUGUCAGGUGGGUUGAUUCGCAACUUCCCUCUCAUCCCAACCUCAAAGCUUUCUUUAGGACUAUCUCACCUAGGCAUUUCUCUAAUGGUGAUUGGAACACGGGGGGAAGUUGUGAUAACACUAGUCCAUUGUCCGGUGGAAGUGAAGUGGUUCAAGAUGGAUCAAAGGAUCCAGUAGUUGAAGGUGCUGUAAAUGGUACAAAGGUAAAGAUUUUAGAUAUCACUGCCCUUUCGGAACUGAGGGAUGAGGGUCAUAUUUCCCGCUACAGCAUUAGAGGCACAACUGGCAUAAACGAUUGCUUGCAUUGGUGCCUACCUGGGAUUCCAGAUGCAUGGAACGAACUACUUUUUGCACAGAUAUAGGGCUCUGACACAUGGUUGUAGGUAAAAAAGAGAAGGGAAAUGCCAUUCUUUUUGUGAUAUAAAGGAAUCAAUCAUUUUGUUCCGAGAAAACCAACUCCUCACUGAUAUGAUCAUAGAAUAGGUACAGCAGCAAUCCUUUUAUUUAUUUUUUCCAUUUUUUAUUUGUGAAUUGAAUUCUUCAUAUGAGUUUACAUAUAGAUUUGUAUAAUCUGUCGUCAAAACAAGGAGUUUGCCAUAAGAAUGGAAGCGCGUCAAGAGCUGCAGGCACUAUGUUAUGUGCUGCUUUCAGUUUAAACUUACAUUCAAUGAACAAAAUUUCUUUCUCU
This is a messenger RNA of Humulus lupulus (European hop), 2118 nucleotides long. RefSeq names its product protein trichome birefringence-like 14. Gene Ontology annotation, biological process: plant-type secondary cell wall biogenesis; xyloglucan metabolic process; xylan biosynthetic process. Gene Ontology annotation, molecular function: acetyltransferase activity. The transcript has 5 exons. Lineage: Eukaryota; Viridiplantae; Streptophyta; Magnoliopsida; Rosales; Cannabaceae. The record is from RefSeq and is a predicted model, not a curated record. Gene Ontology annotation, cellular component: Golgi apparatus. The coding region runs from base 320 to 1792 and encodes 490 amino acids.